UUGAUACACGUACUCGUAGUUGGUUAUGACUGAGGGUUAUGAUAUUGUUUUGAUGUCAUUUCAUUGAGUACCAUAAGAAAUAUUUAUAAUGGGUCUUUGUAAAUGUUCCAAAAAGAAAGUGACAAAUUUAUUUUGUUUUGAGCACAGAGUAAACGUGUGUGAGCACUGUUUAGUCAACAAUCAUAAGAGCUGUGUGGUUCAGUCCUACCUACAAUGGCUACAAGACAGUGACUACAACCCAAACUGUGUGCUGUGUGGUCAAACGAUGCAAGGGGAAGAUGUGAUCAGGCUAUUAUGUCUUGACGUGUUCCACUGGGGGUGUCUGAACAAAUACGCGAAACAGUUUCCGGCGAACACGGCUCCGGCGGGUUAUCAGUGCCCUAGCUGCACGCAGUGCAUCUUUCCACCAAGCAACCAGGCGUCGCCAAUAGCCGACCAGCUUCGUAACAUGCUGUCGCAGGUGAACUGGUCACGAGUGGGCCUCGGAUUACCACUGAUCGACGAACCUCAGGAGCAGCGGCUGGCGGCGAAGGCCGACCUGCAACCUCCCACGCAGACGUCGUCAGCGGCGGUGGCGGGGACGGCAUCAGUGGCAGACCUACACCCGUCGUCAGACUCCUACGCAUUUCAUCAGGAUCACAGCAGCGUCGUCGACGUCGGCGACGCGACCGGUUCUCACGAUCGCACCGAACAUCGGCCGCUGCUCGCCGCGAAUUCGUCACCAAGGAGAGUGUUUGACUCCACGUCCGGCCACGAAACCAUGGCAACGGGCUCACUGUUUGACGUCGAUGACAACAAGUACAAAAGAAGAAGCGCGAUGGAGUUGUUUGGAAGAUGGUUCAAGUCUCGUUCGACGUCGAGACGAAACGUCCGGGACCCGAACGCCAUGUACAAGAAGUUUGCGUUCAUUGUCGUCGCGGCGAUGGUGGGGCUGCUAACGCUGCUGCUCGUCAUGAACAGGCUGGGCCGGUCGGGGGACAACGACGAUCCGCUGCUCGACCCGAUGGCUAAUCCAAACAUCAGGGUGGCCGACGUCGUACCCAACUAGCUGCCUGCAUGCGGAUCUCUACUCGGCAGCACGACUUGGUCAUCUGUUCGUGGCCGUGUUGCCAGACGCUGGACAUGACCGGUCAUUCUUUGGAACCUAUACUACCAAACUCUGGGCACGACUGGUCAUCCGUUGGAGGCCCUACUAGCAGCCUUUGCGGGUCUACUGGUCAUCU
This is a messenger RNA of Priapulus caudatus, 1223 nucleotides long. Its product is annotated as zinc finger protein-like 1. Bases 89 to 1048 code for a protein of 319 amino acids. NCBI's taxonomy places the organism in Eukaryota, Metazoa, Priapulida, Priapulimorpha, Priapulimorphida, Priapulidae. Gene Ontology annotation, cellular component: Golgi apparatus. The record is from RefSeq and is a predicted model, not a curated record. The transcript is spliced from 6 exons.